Molecule: messenger RNA, 2585 nt
Organism: Zeugodacus cucurbitae (melon fly)
Lineage: Eukaryota; Metazoa; Arthropoda; Insecta; Diptera; Tephritidae
Product: prolyl endopeptidase
Exons: 8
Coding region: 88-2253 (721 amino acids)
Biological process (GO): proteolysis
Cellular component (GO): cytosol
Molecular function (GO): serine-type endopeptidase activity; oligopeptidase activity
Source: RefSeq, a predicted model, not a curated record
GGUUUGAGGGAAAAUUAGAGAGUUUUGUCAUCUUUGGUUUCGUAUCAUGUCAUCUUUGAUAAAAUUUCCGCGUUUGAACAGAGUCUUAUGGUUAUGAUUUUGCGAUUCUUGAGAAGAGGUUAUUCUAAUUUAUUGUCGAAAAUGGAAUAUCCCGUAGCAAGGAAAGAUUUCUCAUAUGUGGAUAAAUUCCACGGUGUUGAAGUAUCUGAUGUUUAUCGCUGGUUAGAGGAUCCAAAUGCUGACGAAACAAAAAUUUUUAUAGAAAACCAAAAUAAAAUUAGUAGAAAAUUUAUUGAGGAAGGAAGUGAUAGAGAUCGCAUUGAAAAGAAACUCACAAGAUUAUGGAAUUACCCCAAAUAUAGCUGUCCAACAAAGCAUGGAAAAUAUUAUUAUUUUUACGUUAAUACGGGGUUGCAGAACCAGAAUGUUCUAUUUCAACAAAAGCAGCUCGUAGAUGAACCGAAAGUUUUCUUAGACCCCAAUACAUGGUCUGAGGAUGGCACGGUCGCUUUAUCUCAAAAGUCUUUUUCUGAGGAUGGAAAUUACAUGGCAUAUGGAAUAAGUGAAAAUGGUUCAGACUGGUUAAAGAUUAAAAUUCGUGAUGUAAAUACUGGAGAGGAUCUGAAAGAGACAUUAGAAAAAGUAAAAUUUAGUGAAAUUUCUUGGACGAUCGAUAACGAAGGUUUCUUUUAUGCGCAAUAUGAUCAAUAUGCAGAUGGGGCAGAGGUAAAGCAAAACGAAAAUCAAAAGCUUUAUUAUCACUAUGUUGGAAAAAACCAAAAUGAAGAUGUUUUGAUCGCAGAGUUUCCUGAGGAACCCUCUUGGCGAAUACAAGCUGUCGUGUCUGAUUGUGGAAGGUAUUUGAUCAUGCCCAUAGUUAAAGGUUGCCGCGAUAAUCUACUUUAUUACAUUGACCUAAAUGAGGCCGACAAAAUACAAUCUGGCUUAAAUGUGAUAAAAGUGAUAGAUAAAUUUGAAUAUGAUUAUGAGUACAUUACCAAUGUUGGACCGAAAAUGUAUUUUAGGACAAACAAGGAUUCUCCCAACUAUAGAAUUGUUAUCAUUGAUUUGGAAAACCCUGCUGAAGAAUAUUGGGAGACAAUCAUUCCAGAACAAAAAAACGAUGUACUAGACUGGGCAAAAUGUGUCGAUAAUGAUAAAUUGUUACUAUGCUAUAUGCAAGAUGUCAAGAGUGUACUUCAAGCAAAUUGUAUUAAAACUGGAGAGUUGGUUGAAAAAUUUCCUUUGGAUAUAGGAACUGUUGUAGCGGUAUCUGGCAAAAAAAAAUAUUCUGAAAUUUUCUUUAAUUUCUCAUCAUUUUUAAAUCCUGGGACUAUUUACCAGUACGAUUUCGGAUCACCAGAUAAACAACUACAAAUAUUUCGCGAAAUUAAACUACAAUUGGAUGGGUUCAGCCAAAAUGACUAUGAAAUAAAACAAGUAUUCUAUGAUAGUAAAGAUGGGACAAAUAUACCUAUGUUUAUAAUACACAAAAAGAAGGAAGUUAUAUCGCCUCGACCAUGUCUGCUAUAUGGUUAUGGUGGUUUUAAUAUAAGCCUGCAACCCUCGUUCUCUGCCACAGGCUUAAUGUUCAUGGAUACAUUCGAUGGUAUAUUAGCAUACCCGAAUAUACGAGGAGGUGGGGAAUACGGCGAAAAAUGGCACAAUGCAGGUCGACUUUUGAACAAGCAAAAUGUUUUUGACGACUUCCAGGAAUCCGCCGAAUAUUUAAUUAGAAAUAAAUAUACAACUAAAGAUCGUCUUGUGAUACAAGGAGGCUCCAAUGGAGGACUGUUAGUUGGUGCUUGCAUUAAUCAACGACCCGAUCUUUUUGGCGCAGCCAUCGCGCAAGUUGGUGUCAUGGAUAUGUUACGUUUUCAUAAAUUUACUAUUGGACAUGCUUGGUGCUCCGAUUAUGGUAACCCUGAUGAAAAAGAACAUCUAGAAAAUUUGUUGAAAUAUUCACCUCUGCACAAUGUUCACGUUCCAAAAGAAAAGUGUGAAGAAUAUCCUUCUAGUUUAAUUCUAACAGCUGAUCAUGAUGACCGUGUUAGCCCAUUACAUUCGUUGAAAUUUGCAGCAGCUCUGCAGGAUGCAGUACAAAAUUCUAUUCAAGAAAAUCCAAUUCUUCUACGUGUCUACAGUAAAGCUGGACAUGGUGCUGGUAAACCUACUUCGAAGAGGAUAGAAGAGUCUGCAGAUAUUCUUACUUUUAUACGCAAAACUAUCAAUGUUGAUGUUGUAAAUCUCUAACAUUAUAUGUUAUGUGCUAGUUAGUAAAAUACAAAAUGAUGCUGGAAAAUACUUACCCCUCUGAUUUGGCAGAUCCAAAAAUCUAUGUAUUGAAUAUUAAUUAAUUGAUUAUUCUGAGUUAAAUAAUAGAAAUUGAAGGCACAUCAAUCAUAGUUAAACAAUGUAAAUUGUUAUAUUUUUAUUUUAUAUUUUUUAAUUUAAAGUCUUAUAUAACACUAUAAAGAGUUUAUCUGUAUUUAUUUUAAUUUUUUUUGAAUAUUUUUAAAUGUAAAUGUAUUUUACUUAAAAAUAAUAUUUUUCUCGGAAAUAUAUAACUACUUGCAGAUAUUUCA